Molecule: messenger RNA, 1155 nt
Organism: Talaromyces marneffei
Lineage: Eukaryota; Fungi; Ascomycota; Eurotiomycetes; Eurotiales; Trichocomaceae
Exons: 4
Coding region: 1-1155 (384 amino acids)
Source: RefSeq, a predicted model, not a curated record
AUGGACGACAUCGGAGGCGGAGAUGAUACUCAUGAAACGGAUGAUCCGUUGUUUGGCAUAUUUCCAGAUAGGCGCGGUGAUGAUUAUGGUGAUAAUAAUGACACCUUUUGUGCUGUGUGCGGUGUCCCCUUGAAUGUGCUGGUAAGUGAUAGAAUCGGGAUUUUUCGAAUGACUCUUGGUCUGAUUAGAAGUCCAGCACCAAUAUUAGAAAUUGAGACAGAGAAAUUCCGUUGGUGCUUAGAUGCGGUCGCUUUUCGCCCAUCAUCACUACAACGAGGUACGGAUCGGGAGACAUCCCGCUGGCAUCCAGAUCGGAAUACCAAGACAGAACGAUUUCACGGCGAUGGAAAGCCGUUAGAGAUUCUUCUAAUUCAUGGGAAUUUCGAAUUUUAUCAAUGGCAUGCACCAGAGGGACCUAGAAUACUGAAUAACAGCCUUAUACUCUUCCCCUGGGUCGGGUUGCAUGUGAAAUGCUUUGAGCUCAUGCAGGAUGAUACUAUACUUCGAACUGGUCACAAAAGCAUCCGCGUUCCGACAAAUAUAGACCUCUUUGGGACGGUUCAGUGGCCAUGGGGAUCUCGUUAUACCGCUGAAUACGAAGCUGCUCCUUUCCCAAUUGAGGACCUAGUAUCAGAAAUAUUAUACUACCUUGAACCACUUCCCGCAGAAUCCUCUAGUAUUUCUGCUCCCACCCUGCAGUCCCAGAUGAAUCGACUUCUCAUAGAAAUUCAGCAGCAGAUAUAUCAAUACUUGCACCCAUUCAAGAAUCCACCAACUGAAUGCAGUCGCCAUCUUGCCUCUUCAACUUGGAAAGAUCUUUUACUCCAUGGAAAGCUUCUUCCCUGGUUAUGGGACUUAGAGGAACCCGAAGUGACAGUUAUAGACCGGGAUAUCCUCACGGGAUCAAUUCGAGAUUUGAGUGUCAAUAAACAAGCGGUUCAGGCAGACAUGGGUCAAUCUCCUAGCAUCGAGCUAGAUGAGGACUUAUGGGACUGGGAGCGUUUAGUUCGACAAUUGGCGCGAUAUGAUUCUUUUGAGUUGGGCGGCGUAUUAGAAUGCUUGCCAGAAGCCUUGCUGAAUCGCCGUAGGAUUUGGAGACUCCUGGAUGAGGCGCGACAGGACGAUACAAGUAGUAUGAAAUACAUACACUAUUGA